Messenger RNA from Rhipicephalus microplus (southern cattle tick), 1602 nucleotides. RefSeq lists its product as uncharacterized. The record is from RefSeq and is a predicted model, not a curated record. NCBI's taxonomy places the organism in Eukaryota, Metazoa, Arthropoda, Arachnida, Ixodida, Ixodidae. Gene Ontology annotation, cellular component: plasma membrane signaling receptor complex; cytoplasmic side of plasma membrane. Gene Ontology annotation, molecular function: tumor necrosis factor receptor binding. Gene Ontology annotation, biological process: regulation of canonical NF-kappaB signal transduction.
AUUAGUAUACCGCGACCGUACACCAGCAGCCAUGGCUUCCAUCUUUACGCACACACUCUUUGGCUUCGACUGCGGUUUAGACUGGCGCCCGACUGCGUUCGUGAAGCCCAUUCCGUCGACCAGAAUGUGCAAUGCCUGCGGACUUGUGCCAGCAAAAGCGGUCACACUGCCUUGCCGCCACCUGCUCUGCUCGAGUUGCUACUGCCGCAACGGAAGCAAGCGUGACCGCUGUCCUCUAGACGGAGCAGUCUUCCAAGACGAAGACGUGGCGACUACCGUCUUUAGCAAGGAAAGUGUUUUCAGUCGUACGGUUCGGUGCUGGAACGCGCCACAUGGUUGUGACGUCGCAGACCUCGCUCCUGCCAUGAUGGAGCACUUCGCCACCGCCUGCCGAUUCCACGUCGUGCGGUGUUCCAAGUGCUACGGUGAAUUCUUGCACGCGGACCUCGCCGACCAUUUGCGGUCAUGUCGAGCAUCGUCUCCUGGUACAGGGCAGCCGUCCGGAGACAACCUUAUCAACGCAUUUUCGGAGGUGAAAGUCGCGCUCAAGAAAAUAUCCGAGGCGAAGGACUCGAUCAAGGCGCGACUCGAAUAUAUAGAACCGCUUCUCACUUCAGAGAAGCGCGUUUCCGUUCAAUCUGUGCGGCCAAUUCUAACUGCAAAGGCUGAAAUGCAUGAUCGGCGCCUCAAUAGUGUCCAAGGCAGCUACAGCAAGGUCAAAUUCAACACGGCGCAUACCACCAGUGCGAUGCGCUUAUUGGAGCAAGAUGGCUCGCGUCACGAAGGCCCUACCGAAGCAAAUGUUCAGCCAAAGUCAGCGGCAGUGACAAACUUCAUAGCGGCCAGCGAACGCAAAGUAUUCGAGUUCUCCGAGGUAUCCAACCGUUUCAUGGACAGCCUGAAAAACGGAUUCACGAAAGCGUUGAUCGAAGAGCGAAACAAACCACCACCAAAGGUCGAACGUGACUCGAGGAUGCGAAGUGUUCUAUCAGAAAUGAGCGUGAAGAUAGGCUCGCUCGAGUCUGAUAUCGCCUGUAAGGAAACGGUGUCGGGAGAGGACUUCUCGAAAGCUCUCAAACUCCUCAGCGUCGCGUGUCUCGGCGUCACUAACGAUGCCUUCAACGUUUCGGCGCCGCUUGAGUGGACGGUCGACGACUGGGCCUGUCGCGAAGAAUCCAGCAGCGAGUGUGGCUCGCUCACGUGCGUCGGUCCGUGUGCCUAUUUUUACGGAUACCUCAUUGGCUUUCGGCUGACCAUUUACCCGAGCAGUGACGAGCUUACUCUGACCCCAUGCGUGCUUAGAGGCAUAUAUGACGACUUCCUAACGUGGCCUCCGAGCUUGGUUCCCACGGUGCGGUUCGUCCACCCUGACGACUUCGAUCGUGACGUAAGCGUAGCGGGUGGUGCCACCUGGAAGAACGGUACAACCAGGACUUAUCAUUUUCGUGAUGUGCUUUUUGAAGGGCCGAUCCUUCACAUUGGCCUUCGAGAGUUGAAGGAAAACGACCUUAUCGUAAACGACGUACUCCGCUUGCACUUCGAACUCUAUCGUCCGAACACUGCACAUUCCAGCAUAUAAGACCACUUGCCCCCUGCACUGUC